Molecule: messenger RNA, 2808 nt
Organism: Penicillium pulvis
Lineage: Eukaryota; Fungi; Ascomycota; Eurotiomycetes; Eurotiales; Aspergillaceae
Product: MutS family protein MSH5
Exons: 17
Coding region: 1-2808 (935 amino acids)
Biological process (GO): chiasma assembly; mismatch repair
Cellular component (GO): nucleus
Molecular function (GO): ATP-dependent DNA damage sensor activity; mismatched DNA binding; ATP binding
Source: RefSeq, a predicted model, not a curated record
AUGUCCUCUACAAAAAGAAAACGCUCGCCGGCGGCCUUGCGCCCACCUCUCAUCACACCCCGCACUACAAAAUCGAGACCUGCUUUCGAACCUCGGACGACAAGUGCACCAUCCCCCUUCCAGCGAAGUCCAGUUUAUCCAUCAUCUUCAGCAGCAAAACAACUGCGAACUCCGUUCCGCACUGAGACACAAUAUGAAGCAAAUUAUUCGGAAAGUUCCAUUGACGAUGAUCUUGGUCAUGUCAUCGUCGCCAUCGACAUCAAGGACUAUGGGACGGUAGGCUGUGCUUAUUACUCCGCGGAAUGUGAGAAGAUGUAUCUGCUUGGCGACAGUCGAUCGGGUGGAAUGGAAACAAUCGAUACUUUGAUCGCCCAGAUAAAGCCCACUGUGAUAUUGAUACCCCCUCGAGUUGACCUAUCAACCAUCCAGGGUCAAAGUCAGAGUCUGGCACACGAGAAUGAUUCAUCAUCCUAUUUACCCUACCAGGUGGACGUUCGUCCCACACAAGACUUUAGUUACUCCAACGCAAAAAACAGACUGGUCGCCCUAGAAGCAUCAUCAUCCCACGAGGAUCGACUCCGUUUCUUUGUGCCCCACAGUGGCCUUACUGGGCCUGACGAAAUGAGCCCCGAGGACUUGGGAUUCACCCUCCAUGAAGGACGACUCCUUCACAUAUCCAGCACCAUCGACAUGGAGAACCCCGUAACAAUUGGAUGUGCUGGAGCACUCCUCACAUACCUACAGAAACGCAAAGCCGCAAGCACUGGCAUGGAAAUCAUCAAUAGCUGUGCAUUCCGAGUGCGAUUCUUGGAGAUGUUCAGUUUAAAGGAUACAAUGUGGAUUGGAAGCAACGCUUUACUAUCUCUUCAAGUCUUACAAUCUGAGUCACAUCCCAACAUGUUCAAUCAAGGUCCAGGAAACAAGUCGACAUCCGGAAAAGAAGGCCUUUCAGUUUAUGGGAUAUUUCGGCGCUUUGCUUACACACCUCAAGGCAAAGCUAGGCUCAAGCAGCUUUUCUUUCGCCCAACCUUGAGCCUUAGUGUCAUCAGGGAAAGACAGGACUUUAUCGGCGUGCUUUCACGACCGGAUAACAUGGCUGCUUUGGAGAAGAUGACAAAGGCACUGAAGCAUAUUAAGAAUCUCCGGCCCGCAAUGAUUAAUCUUCACAAAGGGAUCAGUACGGGAAGUGGGAAAACCACUGGAUUCAAGGCAACAGUGUGGGAGAGCUUACUGGCUUUUGCUUUUUACGCAAUUGACAUUCAUGUCGCUCUGCAGGAGACCUCAGGAGCUGAUACGCUGCUUCUCAGAACAAAGGCAUUUCGAGUAUUCGAAGCAGCACAGCUUCACAGGGUGGGGCGGAUGAUCCAAGAGAUAGUUGACAUUGACAAUUCUGACGAGCAAGGAAGAACUGUGGUCAAGCAGGGUCUCGACCGGGAGCUUGAUCGAAUGAAAGACCGAUAUGAUGGGCUGGACAGUCUCCUUAAGCAUGUGGCUAUCGAUAUUGCAACGACGAUUCCAGAAGAUAUGGGGGUUGAUGUGAACGUAAUUUACUUUCCUCAACUUGGGUUCAACAUCGCUAUCCCACUUAAUGACAAUAGCGAGUCUGCAUAUUGCGGACCCCAUGGAGAUUGGGAACUGGUUUUCAUCACAGAAACCCGGGCCUACUUCAAAGACUUUCGCAUGAGAGAAUUGGAUGAAAAACUGGGAGAUAUUUACGGACUCAUCUGUGAGAAAGAAAUUGAGAUCGUCUAUGAUCUGGCUCAAAAAGUACUUCAAUACGAAAAUGUGCUGGUGGAGGCGUCAGAUAUUUGUGGAGAAAUCGACUGCGAGCUAGCUCUCACCCAGGCAGCCAGCUUUUACAGAUUGACUCGACCGAGAAUGGUAUCGGAAAAUGUUAUCAAAAUCAAAGGCGGCCGACAUAUGUUGCAAGAGAUGACUGUUUCUUCUUACGUUCCAAACGAUACACUCCUCGCAGGAGGAAUGCAACAACAGGGAGAGGAUAAUGACGUUCCUAGUAUGUUGUUGCUGACUGGGCCAAAUUACUCGGGGAAGAGCGUCUACAUGAAGCAGGUCGCUCUUAUCGUGUAUCUCGCCCAGAUAGGAAGCUUUGUCCCUGCAGACAGUGCAGAGUUGGGGAUAACGGACAAAAUCCUGACGAAAAUCAAUACCCAAGAAAGCGUUUCAAAGAUUCAGAGCACCUUUAUGAGCGACCUACAGCAAAUUUCUCUUUGUCUGAGGCAAGCUACUAGCAGGAGUCUGGUACUUAUCGACGAGUUCGGUAAAGGGACCAAUGAAAGUGACGGCAUCGGCCUGGCAUGUGGGGUAUUUGAGCAUUUGCUGGGCCUUGAGGAUUCUCCGAAGGUCCUUGCUGCCACCCACUAUCAUGAGAUUUUCGAGAAUGACUUCCUUGCUUUGCGGCCAAAACUACAACUAGGACACAUGGAAGUCAAAGUCUGUGAAGAGUCUCAACAGGUGGAAGACCAAGUCACGUACCUUUACAACUUUCGCGAGGGACGAAGCAACAAAAGUUUCGGUACCAUUUGUGCAGCAAUCAAUGGUAUCGAUGCAUCUAUUAUCUCCCGCGCCAAUGAGAUCGGCUCUCUUGCUGCCCGAGGCGAGAAUCUAAUCGCCGCAUGUGCCGCCAUAUCCGCAGAAGAGAUGCAAGCACUUCAGAUUGCGGACUCUCUAGCAAGAAAAUUUCUCGCGAUAGACCUCACGGAUGAAAGCGAGUCGCAACAGGACGCGAAAGCAAUUCUAGAAGGCCUAUUUGACACUACAGAUCAAGAGAACAAAGGAUUAUCAGCCUAA